Mycetomoellerius zeteki is the source of this 1592-nucleotide messenger RNA. Its product is annotated as ankyrin repeat and MYND domain-containing protein 2. Gene Ontology annotation, molecular function: protein binding. The transcript has 3 exons. Bases 50 to 1273 code for a protein of 407 amino acids. The record is from RefSeq and is a predicted model, not a curated record. Lineage: Eukaryota; Metazoa; Arthropoda; Insecta; Hymenoptera; Formicidae.
CUUUGCGUCACUCUACGAGCAGUGCGAGCGACACUGGACACACAACAAUAUGGCGCCUGCUACGGAGGAUCUCUUGGACGUUCAGAAGAAGAUUUUCGAGAGAAUCAGCAAGAAUGAAGUGUGCGAGCUCAAGACAUUGUUGGCACAGAGGAAGAUCAAAAUGGAUUUUGUCGAUGAGAAUGGUAUGAGUCCUCUCCAACAUGCCUGUUAUAAGGGAAACAAGGAAAUCGUGCAACUACUCCUCGAUCAAGGUGCUGAUGUAAACGCGUGUCAACACGAACAUGCAUAUACUGCUCUUCAUUUCGCUGCUUUAAGUGGAAAUGCUGAACUAUGUCAUCUCUUAAUGUCGCAUGGAGCACGCUUGACAGCAACAAACAGUGUAGGCAGAACAGCUGCGCAAAUGGCAGCAUUUGUGGGAAAUCACAACUGCGUGGCGACUAUUAAUAACUUUAUUCCAAAAGCUGAUAUAGAUUACUACAUUAAGCCGCAGGGUUUGCAGACUGAACCCAUGCUACCACCACAUCUAGCAGAUUAUUUCCAUAAAUUCAUAAUGCACGUUAAUGUGAAUCCUGUACGUGUGUGCAUGAAUUUACAGAGACUUCCUGCACUUCUAGAAAAUGCAGCAAAAAUACAAAAAGUAUUAGAAUCCAUGCGUUAUAAAGAAAUGACUCGAGGUGCUGAAAUAAAUGAAGUAAUGGCCUUCAAAUACCAUUAUCUCAGUUGCGUUGUUGCCGAAGUGUUAAAAUGUCAAAAACGCCAAGAAGCUAUGAAAGCAGAGAAAGGCGAAAAGGGGAACGAGGAGAGUGAAGAAAAGAAGUCCGAUACUGUAGAACUUCUGAUACGAAGAUUCUUGAAAUGCAGCAAGAACGACAGCUUACCAGAGUAUCAGGAAGCAUUUUUAAGAGAAUCUGUAAGAGAAUUUCCAUUCAGAGAAAGCACAAUUUUCCGUCAGAUGGUCGCUACAUUGGCGAGCACAGAUCCACCGUCCGCCGUUUCUGUAAUCUCAGCUGCAAUUAACGGGCAACGAGGAUUCUUUGAUGGCGCCCAGACUUGCGUGACUUGUGGCGAAGACAAGGCUACCAAGAAAUGUAGCAAAUGCAAAGCGGUGCAAUACUGCGACAGAGAAUGUCAGAGAUUGCACUGGUUCAUGCACAAAAAAGCGUGUGCUAGAUUGGGUCAAUCCCCGGCAAACAAUGGAAAGCUUACGGAUGUAGAUAAAGAACAAAUCAGCAACGCUGUCGGCUCCAGGCUACAGAACCUAGCUGUUAAAUAAAUAUGUAAUGUGUACAAAUUUAAUGUUAGCAUUCCAUUUGGAAUGCAUUAUACUCGCGGAUGUUUAUUUUUUCCUGUAUAUAGCUAUUCUAUGUAGAAUUGAUGGAUCUCCGUAUGAUUGUGCCUAUCACAUCUGUGGAAGCUAACAUUAUUAUUGUGUAAGUAAAAAUCAUUUUAAAAAUGUGUAAAUUUUCGUUUAAUUCAUCACGCGUUUAUAUCGAUAUCUCAUUCGAUUUUUCAAUCCUUGACAAUCAGUUAAGAAAUCCAGAGAGGAAUUAAACUGAAUCAAAUUAUAUAAUAAGUUGUUAACUGAAUCAAAU